This is a messenger RNA of Octopus sinensis (East Asian common octopus), 729 nucleotides long. Its product is annotated as zinc finger protein 253-like. Gene Ontology annotation, biological process: regulation of DNA-templated transcription. The coding region runs from base 1 to 729 and encodes 242 amino acids. Gene Ontology annotation, molecular function: DNA-binding transcription factor activity, RNA polymerase II-specific; RNA polymerase II cis-regulatory region sequence-specific DNA binding. The record is from RefSeq and is a predicted model, not a curated record. Lineage: Eukaryota; Metazoa; Mollusca; Cephalopoda; Octopoda; Octopodidae. The transcript has 6 exons.
AUGUUGGUUCGUAAAAGAUUUGUUAGUUCAUUAGAUUGUUGUUACAAUUUUCUGGUUAUCUUAUUUAUUGUACGGAACAAUUAUGUUACAACAUCUGGCGAUGAAGGUUUCGAAGCUCUUGCAGGAGGGGGGAAGCCAUAUCACUGUGAUGUCUGUGGUAAAUCAUUCUCUGAUAAAAGUCACCUUACUAAACACAAUUACAUUCAUACAAGAGCGAAACGGUAUCACUGUGAUAUUUGUGGAAAGUCAUUCUUUCAGAAGGUUCACCUUACUUCUCACAAAUACAGUCAUACAGGUGAGACACCAUAUGAAUGUGAUGUCUGUGGUAAAUCAUUCUCUCAAAAAAGUCACCUUUCUUCUCACACAUCCAUUGAUACAGAAGAGAAACCACAUGACUGUGAUAUUUGUGGAGAGAAACAAUAUCACUGCAAUAUAUGUGGUAAAUCCUUUGUAUUAAGAAGUUAUUUAACUGCUCAUGAACGUACCCACACUGAUGAGAGGGCAUAUCAAUGUGAUAUCUGUGGUAAAUCAUUCUCUGGAAAAAGAGACAAACUAUGUCACUGUGAUAUCUGUGGUAAAUCAUUCUCUUGGGAAUGUGCUAUAUAUACUCAUAAAUGUAUUCAUACAAGAGAGAAGCCCUUUCACUGUAAGAGGUGUGGCAAAUCAUUGUCUGUGGAACAAUAUUUAACUAAUCACAAAUACAUUCAUACAGGAGAGAAAGCACUGUAA